This is a messenger RNA of Sycon ciliatum, 989 nucleotides long. RefSeq names its product basic phospholipase A2 acanthin-2-like. Gene Ontology annotation, molecular function: phospholipid binding; calcium ion binding. The transcript is spliced from 2 exons. Lineage: Eukaryota; Metazoa; Porifera; Calcarea; Leucosolenida; Sycettidae. The record is from RefSeq and is a predicted model, not a curated record. The coding region runs from base 285 to 821 and encodes 178 amino acids. Gene Ontology annotation, biological process: arachidonate secretion; lipid catabolic process; phospholipid metabolic process.
AACCUGACCUACAUGUACAAUGUAGCUUGCCGACCUUACAUUUCCUCGCCCAUUUCCCUAUAAAAGCGAGUCGUGAUCCGUGGUUCUAUAGUUCCACUUGUUUUCUUUUUUUCUGAGAAUUGCCUGGUAAGCACAGCGAGAGAAUCAUUGCUUCAUUCCGUGCUACGAGCGUCUGUUCUCUCUCUCACGUAUUAUAAGCGGUUCUCUUCUCUCAGUAUUCCAUCACCUAUCCCCUCCCUUACUCCUCACCCAUCAUCUGAGUUCGGCUGUUGCAUAACAUAACCAUGGCAAUCCGUACUGGAGUGUUCGUUCUCUGUAUGCUGGUAGCUGCCAUGUUCUGCACUGGCGACGUAUCCGGUUCAUCCGUAGCAGCGGGAUCUUCGGCCGUGGAGGUCAAAAGCCGCAGCAAGCGUUCUCUGCUCAAUUUCGGUGGUAUGAUCUCGUGUGUGAUACCCCAAGCUGGUAACGCCCUCACUGCGGCGAUACGCUAUACGAACUACGGAUGCUGGUGUGGAGUGGGUGGUUCCGGGUCAGUUGCGGACGAGAUCGACGAGUGCUGCAAAGUGCACGAUGCCUGCUAUGACGAAGCCAUUGCCAGCGGAUGCUCUAAUCCCAAGUUCGACCAUUACCACUGGAACUGCGAUGGUGGAGACCCGUCCUGUCGCAGCACGUGGUGGCAAGAACUCUUCGGUGGUAGCAACAACCGCUGCGAGAAGAAGAUCUGCAAGUGUGAUCGGCACGCUGUGGCUUGUUUUAACAGGCACAACAGUGUCUACGACUCCGGUAACAUUGCUUACAUUGAUCGCAGCCACUGCAACUGAGGGUUUACCGGGUGUUAGCGGCCGUCGUGAGUUCCCUUCGGGAACGGACCCGAUAAUUUACUUUACUUACUUACUGCAACUGAAGUUUCCAACCGUGAAGGCAAUCAUCUACAUCUAUACAUUGCUGCACUGUCGCUACUCAGAUGAUAACAUAACACUCUAUUACUA